CUGGCAUAACCCUACACCUGUGUCUUUGUUGCCUUUCACCUGAAGCUCAGUUAAUGAACCUAUUACAGGUAUAGUUAGCGGUAGCCCCACUCAGAUUACCUGACAAAGGUUCCCAUUUGGCAUGUCUUGUGUCUGGUGUAAUUAUUUCAUCUGAAUCCAGGUUUGAAGUGAGGUGAAAUGUAUGUUAUGUAAUAAUCACGUGGCAGCCAAGCAAGAGGAGUGAACAGUUCAUUUACUUUUUUUGUAAACGGAUCAUUCCUCGCGAUCAAAAGUUCCACAGAAAUACGUUCAUUGUUUAAUCACUGUUAUCUUGCACAGUGGAUUUGUCAAAAGUAAGUGUUUACAUGUGUAGGUUUACUAAAGCAGAUGGAAAACACUCAUAUCAUGGCGUGAAGUGCCGAUGUAAAAACAACAUACUUGGCUCAAUGGAUUAGCCGAUAAUACUUUUAUUAAUUGUUCAUUGCUUUCUAACUCCAUGGAUAAUUUUUAAGAACCAUGGACAUCAUGAACAUAAUUGUCACAUGUGCUAUCUUAGCCUACCGAUGAGACUUGACACCUUUGUGAAACAUCUGAAACAAACUUAGUGAUCAGUUGAGAAACGAACACAGGUUUUAAUAUUCAGGAACGCUAUACAUAUAUUUUAAAAUAUUUCAUUGUAACAGAGCCACUUGACGUCGAAUAAUUUUAUUUGUUCAGCUGCACACAUAUGGGAUAUUGUGCCUAUAUGUGAAUUUUCACGGAUACAUUCCUUGAACAAGGAAGCUGCCCAAAUUUAUACAUAAAACUUUGGUGGGUCGCAUUCUCGUGUUUUAGCUCGUUUCCAAAGGUCGAGAUGGCGAGAAUGCGAGAUCGCGAGAAUGUCCCUUACAGUAUUCCAUAGGACGCAGCCUCUAUCAGCAUACACUCAGUCACCGCAUGCAGUGCAAACCGACCGAACGUUGAAGGAACAUCCGGUUUUAUUCUCUUCAGUACCAUGUCCCAUAACGGCGAGAUGAAAGCUCCUCCCCCAGGCGCUGAGAUGUACACCCGGGCUGGACGCAGCACCUACCUCCGUAUCAACCUCGACGUCCUCUACAACAACAUCUCCAUUCUAAAGCAGCGGUGUUCACCACAUACAGCAGACGUCAUUGCAGUGAUGAAAGCCAACGCCUACGGUCACGGCAGUGUGGAGAUAUCCAGGUAUCUGGAGUCCCGGGGGGUCGGGCACUUUGCCGUCGCUACCCCCGAGGAAGGCGCUCAGCUCAGGCAGGCAGGGAUAAAGGGACACAUACAGAUAUUAGGUAACGCCGUCGAGGAGGACAUCCCGACACUGGUGAAGUAUAGGUUGACACCGACGGUGGCAGAACUAAAAUUCCUUCAGGAAUGGUCUAGGGCUUUCACAGCAGACCCCGUCAGUAGCAACAAUGCCGAUAACGACACCAUCAGUAGCAACAAAGUCACCGACAGCCACGCUUUACAGGAGAGGGUUAGGAAGAGACUCCAGCUGGUGCUGAAGAUAGACACGGGGUUGUCCAGGAAUGGGUGUCAGACUCAGGACUUCCCCUCACUUAUACAGUUCUGCCAGACACAGGGUCUAACUGUCCACAGUGUCAUGACGCACUUUUCUCAGGCCUGGGACAACCCCCACUUAACCAAGCAGCAGCUGAACACCUUUAUGGCGCUGGUAGAACCGCUCAGAGCAAGUGGAGUGAAGGUUCACGUCGCCAGCUCCGCCACCAUCAUCAGAGGGUUUGGGACACAGCUGGACUUUAUCAGGCCUGGGAUCUGCAUGUACGGGCUUCCUCCAGAUGCCAGCACUGAGACUGCUGAGUUGGUGGAGUCCCUGGGACUCAGACCCGUUCUCUCGUGGUGCGCUCGCCCCACCCUCAUCAAAACACUACCCCAGGGUAGGGUCGUGGGAUAUGACAACACAUACAUGACACGUGAUAUAGAGAUCAUUGCGACCUUUAGUUUGGGUUUUGCAGAUGGGUACAACAGGCUGAUGUCUGUGGUAUCUCUGGAUGAAGAUGAUGUCCGGUGUCCAGUUGUUGGUAGAGUGUCCAUGGACGCCAUCACAGUUCGCUUGGAUCAACCAAGGCCUUCGCACACGACGUUCAACAUCAUCACGGAUGACUUCACCUCCCCAAACAGCGUGACAAAGAUGGCUGCCAUUCUCGGCACAAUCCCCUAUGAGGUGACGACGAGUCUAGCUGCCAGACUACCACGCGUGUUUAUGUCUGGUGGACAUAUUGUAGCUGUCACGAAGUCGUUGAUGACAGAUGAGAGAUAAUAUAGAAGCAUAGUAUAGUAUAGAAGCAAGGGUGUCUUGAGCAGAGUUAAGUC
This is a messenger RNA of Haliotis rufescens (red abalone), 2322 nucleotides long. Its product is annotated as alanine racemase-like. Gene Ontology annotation, biological process: D-alanine biosynthetic process. Lineage: Eukaryota; Metazoa; Mollusca; Gastropoda; Lepetellida; Haliotidae. Gene Ontology annotation, molecular function: pyridoxal phosphate binding; alanine racemase activity. The coding region runs from base 974 to 2269 and encodes 431 amino acids. Gene Ontology annotation, cellular component: cytosol. The transcript has 9 exons. The record is from RefSeq and is a predicted model, not a curated record.